Colias croceus (clouded yellow) is the source of this 1604-nucleotide messenger RNA. RefSeq lists its product as uncharacterized. The record is from RefSeq and is a predicted model, not a curated record. The transcript has 2 exons. NCBI's taxonomy places the organism in Eukaryota, Metazoa, Arthropoda, Insecta, Lepidoptera, Pieridae. Bases 111 to 1604 code for a protein of 497 amino acids.
UUCUACCUAUACUAGUUAUCGUCAGAUAUUUGUAUUAGGUAUUCAUAAUUAUUGUAUUAUUAUUAUUAGGCACUUACAAUCUAAAUUUUCAGAAUCAUAGAAAACGGAGCAUGGACAGUCGACGAUCCUCAUUUUUUAGAAAAUUUACAAACAUGCGUACUGUAAACGCAAAUUCAAAAGAAUCAUCGCCUAAGCCAAAUGUUGUUCGUAGACUAUUUGCCAAAGACGAAAGCGAUAUUGGGUCAGACUCCGAACAGGAUAGUUUCGUCACAAAUUUACGGCAUCCACGCAAUGAAGAAUAUAAAAUUUUGGAGAUACUCCCAACAAAAGACGGUAUGAUGAAAGAAGCUGGUUUUUCACAACAAGGAUUGGAUUUAUCGCAAUUUAUACAUCCGAAUUCAUCAGAAAUAGAAGACUGUACUUUUCAAGAAGGGGUAUCCUUAGUCCAAAAAAACUAUCCCACUCAAAUAACGAACUCACAAACAAGGGAUUUAGAACGGGCAGAAAUAUUCAAUCAUAAAGAUUAUCCUCUUGAAACAGGAGAACACGCUCAGAAAGGAAGAUCCUUCACCCAAGACAUACAUUCUACACAGCCAUUAUUCUCACAAACAGGCGAUUUAGCACAGGCAGAAAUAUGCAUCGAUCCGAAUAAUCCACUAGAAGACCACACUCAUAAAGAAACAUUUUUUGCUCAAGACAUACAUUCAACACAGGCAUCAAUCUCACAAACUGGCGAUUUGAUACAGGCAGAAACAUACUUACAUCAAGAUAAUCUAAUACCGAUACAAGUACAUGCUCAGGAAGAAAUAUCCUUCGUCCAUAACAUACAUUUUACACAGGCAUCAAUCUCACAAACAUGCGAUUUGAUACAGGCAGAAACAUACAUACAUCAAGAUAAUCUACUACCAAUAGAAGAUCAUGCUCAGGAAGGAACAUCCUUCGUCAAUAACAUACAUUCUAAACAGGCACCAAUCCCAUUCAAAAGUCAUUUCAUACAGUCAAACACGUUCAUAGAGCCGACCAUAAAUCAUUCAUUAACAGUAAUUUCGCGAUUCGACGACAAUUUGGAAGAAGAAGAAGCUGGUAAAAGAAAAGUAUAUGAAGAUAAUCAACAAGCAAGCACAUCUUUUGGAUCUCCAUCUUCUGAACUAUGUUUGAAGCAACCAUAUAAAAAACGAAGAUUAUACGAGCAUCUUAAGGAAAUGGACAUUUGUAUACAGCAAAUUAGGGAUGAAACUGCUUCUACUGAAAACUUAAACAACGCAACUAUAGUUAUUAAUAUUGAACCAGAAGAAAACAAAAAUGAGUAUGAAGAAGAGAUUGAAAAUAUUAAUACAACAAUAAACAAAGAAAAUGUAAAGAAUAAUCGAAUUUAUAAGCAUAUUGAUUUCUUGUCAGACAGUGACGAAUUUGUUUAUAGUUCGAGCACUGGACAGGAUUCAACAGAAUCAAAUGAUACAGACCGUGUUAAUGAAAAAAAGAAGCGUUUAAAGAAGAAACGUAAAACAAAGAAGUUGAAUAAUUUUGACGAUACAAAAGAAAAUUCAGAGCCGAAAAAAAAAGAGCGAAAGAUUAAUAAAAACGUAAAGUUAGAAAACAAUUAA